AUGCCGACAUCCGAUGUUGACGAAUAUACUUCCAUACGUGACAUUCGUAUAACGAAAGAAUGGCUCCUUCAACAAUUACGUUCGGAUUCAAAACAAAUAAUUAUAUUGGAUUGUCGGAGCACGAACGAAUAUGGCGAAUCUCACAUAAGGCAAGCCGUUAAUUUUUCAAUACCUAGCAUAAUGCUAAGACGACUUUCGGCUGGGAAAAUUGAUUUAAUAUCAACAAUCAAAUGUAAAGGAUUAAAAGAAAAAAUAUUGGAAGGUUACAAAAGGGAUUUAUUCGUUAUUUACGGUGAUGAUUUAAAUGACACCGAGAAAAACAAUAAUACCAAAGAAAUAUUACACGUUUUAAUGAAAAGGCUUAAACAAGACGGAUGCAAAGUUGUUUGCCUCCAGGAGGGAUUUACAAAAUUUUUUAAUUCGUAUCCUGAAUGGUGCGAAAGUGCCGCCGACAUAAAUCUUCCAGGAUCGGAUCCUGUAGCCACUCCUCUAAUGGGAUUAAGGUCUCUUAGAAUAUCUGCUAGAUCAUCCUGCGGAAGUUCAGCAGCAACAAGUUCAACGGAAAGUUCAGAUUCUGACGACAGAUGCGAUUCAUCUUUAGGUUUGGAAGACGAUAGGGAUUUUCCCGUUGAAAUCCUUCCUCAUCUCUACCUGGGAAAUGCCAUCAACAGCGAAGAUAGCGAAUCUUUAAACAAACACGGGAUUCAGUAUAUAUUGAACGUCACUGCGGAUUUACCGAACGUUUUCGAAGAUUGUGGAAGCAUGAAAUACAUGCAGAUACCAAUAGCAGAUCACUGGAGUGAAAAUCUCGCAAAAUUUUUUCCAAAAGCCAUAAAGUUUAUAGCAGAUGAAGGUAGAAAUAAUUCGAAAGGAGUUUUGGUUCAUUGUUUGGCCGGAGUGAGCCGUUCGGUCACAAUCACGGUCGCAUAUUUAAUGUACAAACUAAAAUUAAGUUUAAACGAUGCUUUUACUCUCGUCAGAAACAGGAAAUCAAACGUCGGACCUAAUUUUCAUUUUAUGGAACAGUUACAUAAUUUCGAACAAGAAUUAAAAAUUCAAGGAACACUUCCGGAUGUGAGUAUACACGGUAAAAAAUGUUCGAAAUGCGAUUGUUUCGUUUUGGAAUGCAAAUGUAAAUCGUCGAGAUUUCUCAGUCCUCUUGCCAUAGGUACAAGUCCGGAUUCAGGUAUAGAAUUCGAUCGAUGGGCACCGCCUCCGGGUUCGGGAGAAUGA
This is a messenger RNA of Pediculus humanus corporis (human body louse), 1233 nucleotides long. Its product is annotated as dual specificity protein phosphatase, putative. Gene Ontology annotation, biological process: negative regulation of MAPK cascade; protein dephosphorylation. Gene Ontology annotation, cellular component: cytosol; cytoplasm. NCBI's taxonomy places the organism in Eukaryota, Metazoa, Arthropoda, Insecta, Psocodea, Pediculidae. The transcript is spliced from 6 exons. The record is from RefSeq and is a predicted model, not a curated record. Gene Ontology annotation, molecular function: MAP kinase tyrosine/serine/threonine phosphatase activity; protein tyrosine/threonine phosphatase activity. Bases 1 to 1233 code for a protein of 410 amino acids.